AUGCCGAUGAGUGCUUUGUCGGUACUCAUAGCUGUGAUGCCAACGCGCAAUGUACAAACACUGUUGGAUCGUACACCUGUAGCUGUCAUCCUGGUUUCAGUGGUGAUGGAAGAAGAUGUUCUGGAUACAAUGGAGGAACUAACUCGCCUCAUAACUUCAAGACGAGCACACAAGGCUCACCUAACAAAGAUUAAGACGAAAAUUGACCAGAUUGUUACUAAGGACAGUGUGGUGUCAGGACAAGAGAUCACUUUGAUCAAAUCUUAUAUCGAUCAACUAAGAAGUAAACAGGAGACCAUAAAUACUCUAAACGACCAAAUCGCAAACCUUAUCGACAGCCCAGAAGAUCUCGAGAAGGAAAUCAUAGACGCAGAAGACUUAAACGACUCUAUUGUAGAGAAAAUGUGCCUYACCGAGGGAUUCAUCGCUGAACUUGACCUCAAGGCAAAGGAAACACACCCCCAUGGAGACUCGCCGCGAUCAACGAUACAACAUACAUCAGGAAACGUCCACGAUCAAGCCAGUACGUCUAAGGAACCGGAUCAACAACACGUAAAUCAAGCAAUUGAUGAACCGAUACCAACACAAGUUUCAGUUGAACUUAAGGAUUCCAAUAUUCUCCGUGACAACAACAACUAUCUGCAGAAGCUGUCUAAUUAUCUGAUUCGAGUUCUUCAAGAUUUUAGUAGAAGUCGUUGGGUAAGAUGUUGGAGAGCUGCUAGCGAUGGAUGGGAUGUGACUACAACAUUCCACCCCCAGUGUGACAACAAAGGACCGACAGUUACUAUUGUUCGUGUUGGUAGUUACAUCUUUGGUGGCUAUUCUGAUGUAUCAUGGGACAGUUCAAGCGGCUACUCGUACGCCCGCAAUGCUUUCCUGUUCACACUGCACAAUACAAAUGGCUACUAUCCUAUCAAGUUACCUCAAGUACCAUAUCAACAGUAUUCUAUAUAUAGAAGCAGUAGUUAUGGCCCUACAUUCGGUAUAGGAAAUGACAUGCACAUAUCUAACCACGCAACAAGUAACAGUGAUAGCUAUUUUUAUGUGUCCACAUACAAAGCCCCGCCUGGCUGCAGCAACGGUAAUUACUGCUCGUUCUACACAGGCAACGCUCACUUUACACCGAGUGACGUCGAGGUUUUCUAUGAAACAACCAACUAAUAAUGAAAGUUUUUAAACUUUUAAAGGCCAAAAAACCUUAAGUUGUCGUAUUGGUUGCAUUCUUCUAAACGUCGGAGCCGUAGACUUUCAGUAAAGACAAAAUGAAAUAUUCCAGUUUGUACUGUCGCAUUUUGUUCACGUAUAGCUACGUAUCCGCUUUAAAGGAAUCUAUAAAUGAUAUCAGUAAUAGGUGUGUUACAGUAAUAAAGAAGUUAUUCGAUACGAAAAAUGCGAAAUGAAUGACCAGUUAUGCAUGAAUACUGGUCUGGUAAUUUGUAAUGUGUUAAUUAGAUGAUUUGUGGAGUUAUUUUAAUCAAUAAACAUUUUGUUUUACUUA
Messenger RNA from Exaiptasia diaphana, 1498 nucleotides. RefSeq lists its product as uncharacterized. NCBI's taxonomy places the organism in Eukaryota, Metazoa, Cnidaria, Anthozoa, Actiniaria, Aiptasiidae. The coding region runs from base 1 to 1161 and encodes 386 amino acids. The transcript is spliced from 4 exons. The record is from RefSeq and is a predicted model, not a curated record.